Botrytis porri is the source of this 3265-nucleotide messenger RNA. RefSeq lists its product as uncharacterized. The transcript has 2 exons. The coding region runs from base 1 to 2439 and encodes 812 amino acids. The record is from RefSeq and is a predicted model, not a curated record. Lineage: Eukaryota; Fungi; Ascomycota; Leotiomycetes; Helotiales; Sclerotiniaceae. Gene Ontology annotation, molecular function: protein binding.
AUGCUUUCAGCUCCGCUGACUCCUCCUUAUGGAGAUUCAGCAGAUAAUAUCGAGAAUGAUUCAUCCAAUGGCCGCAUGACGGGCGGAUCGAACUCUUCAUAUAUACAUCAACCAUUUGCGCUUGCAACUCCAACGAGUAAUUCGAGUAUGAUGUUCAACGACUCUAGCGAAGAAUAUACGCCGGGGGGUCGCUCCUUCUCUGAUGAUAUGAUGGAAGAAUCCGAUCAGGAUAUGUCUGAUGGAGGAGCGCCUUUGACAACAAUACCAUCGCAUGCAGAAGAAUCCGCCAUUGAUAUGGAUACAGGAGAUUCUGAAAAUAUAUACUACAAUGAUCCGGUAGGACUACAUAAUGACUCUCAAUCGGCCAACCCGUUCUAUACCCAAGAUUUCUUGAAUGAAUUUGAUGUGCCAUCAGAAGGAGGAGGUAGCUUGUACCCAUACGGGGCCUUUAUUCCUUUACCUUUACCUGGAGCCAUUGAUACCACCGAUUUGCCAGCUGUAAUGUCAGAGGUUUCACAACAACUACAACAUAUUCAGGAUGGGCAAGAGCAUGGAGAUUCUGAAUCGACCCCAGAUGAACAUCAUGAUAUGUUCAUAAAUCACAAUCAGAGUACACCCCCUGCUUCAUAUGUUCAACAUUCCCAUGUGCAAGAUUUCCCUAUUCAAGAAGAUAAACGUUUGGUAACGUGGCAUGACCUCCUAACUGGAGAAGCGUUUUCCUCAUUAGCUGCGUCACUAGAAGAACACAAGGAAUCUAUUAAUCAGGGCAUUGAUCAUGUCGCUCCCCUUGAAGUUGAUCAAGGUGCCGACCAUGUCGCUUCCCAUGAAACUGAUCAGGAUGUUGACCAUGUCACUUCCUAUGAAACUGAUCUUGACAUCAAUCACGAUGCUCACAAUCUUGAUGAGACUGAUGCUAACCAAGCUCAAGUUGACAGACAAUUUAAUAUGAACUUCGGCAACUUUCUUGGCGACUGGGCGACAUCUUUUGCUCGCAGAGGCACAAAUAAUUCGAAGCCUUCACAGGCCGCUAUCACUGCUCAUAUACUUGCCGAAAAUCUUGAGCCCAUGCGGAGAUGUGACCUUCAAGGGGAGGAAUGUGAUAUUCAGAGAAUUGAUUGGGAUGACUUGGGGGUGACACGAUUGGAGGCUAGACAAAGACGCCGGGCCACUUACAAAAACUAUACCAAUCUUGUAUACCCCAAUCGUCCACAGCUCAAUCCCCAGCAACUACAUGGUACAAGACUUAGAAAUGUUGAUAAUUACUUCAAAUUUCGGCAAAUGGAUUUUCAACAUGACGUCCACAUUCGACACUUUCAAUUGCGCAACUUAAUUACAUGCCCUUCACAAAAUUGUGUGAUCUACGCUGCAAAAACAAAGGUGUCGUAUUAUGACCCUACCAUUGAAUCGACUCCUCGCGUGUUGAUGGAUCUUGGCAAUCCAAGGACGCAGUCAUUUCAUUCUUCCUUGAACGGGUGUCAAGUCUCCACUCUGACCAGUGGCCACGAGGUCGUUGUUGCAGGUGGAUUUGAGGGGCAAUACGCAUUGAUUAGCACUAGGGCUCAAAAGGAUGCAAAACAUACUGAAGGCGUAAUUACGGAGCACCCAAAUGAUAUCACAAAUCAUGCCCAAGUUCAUUUAUCACGGUCUUCCUCGCCUCUAGUUACCUUUGCCUCGAACGACUCUGGCAUUAGAACUCUCGACGUCACAACCAAUAGGUUUAUUUCAGAGCACAUGUAUGAUCAUGCUAUGAACUGCACAGCUGUAUCACCCGAUCGACGUCUACGUCUACUGGUCGGUGACACUCGAAAGGUUAUGAUUUGCAAUUCCGAAACAGGGCAAACUUUACAAGAGCUUGAGGGCCAUCUUGACUUUGGCUUCGCAUGUGAUUGGUCUGAGGAUGGGUGGACGGUAGCGACUGGAAAUCAAGACAUGCAAGUUAAGAUUUGGGAUGCUCGGUAUUGGAAUCGACCUGUAGCGAGUAUUGCUGCAGAUAUGGCAGGCGUCAGGAAACUCAAGUUCUCUCCUGUGGGUUCUGGUAGGCCAAUACUAGUCGCAGCGGAACCAGGAGACUAUGUCAAUAUCAUAAACGCCGAAACAUUUGAUAGCAAACAGACUCUCAGCUUCUUUGGAGAGAUUGGAGGUUUCGACUUUACUAAUGAUGGUCAAGAGCUGGUUGUUGCAAAUUGUGACACCUCGAGGGGCGGGAUAAUCGAAUAUGAACGUUGCGAUUUUGCUACCGAAGGUCUGUGUGGGAAGGAUGAGCAACUGAGAAGUAUGAUGGAAGAUGAUCAAAGUAGUUAUACGAUGGCUGGGAGGAAACGAGAUUAUGGCACUAGCCAUCUGGCUGAAGAACUUCUAGAGGAGUCACCAGCCCUUCGAGGUACUACGAAGCGCCGAGAAAGAAGAGCAGCUCUUUUAACCAACCUGGGAUCAUUCUAAGGAUUCCUAUACGCAGGCACAUUUCGAUUAAAGGAUAUUAUUUGCGUUGUUAAGAGGCAUAUUCAAUGAGCCCAGAAUAACGCCUCAAGUAUUUAUAGUUUGUUGGUUGAUCAUUCAAUCCUUCUAUAUACUCCGAUACCUAUAUUUCAAUAUGUUUGAUCCACUACCGGUAGCUCAGAUACAAGUCAGUGGCACUUCUUUUCCUUUGUUGGCAUCUCAUUUUAACUAUUCGGCAUUAUUUGGAGUCACGAAUUCAUCAUCGUCAGUGUUUUGGCAUAUGGGAUGGCUGAAUGGCAUAUCAGGAAGGACUGCAUUGGCAUGAAUUGAGAAAUACCAUUUGGGGACAAAUUCAAAACUUCCAAGUUAGCGAUGGAGUUUUGGGGGCGGGCUUAAUUCCCGCAUUUUUUUCUUGGCGAAGUUGUUUUUGGUUUGGUGGGAAGGAUUUGGUAUGGAUCUCAAGGAAUGAGAGAGAAUUCAAAGGUGUAGGGAGUAUUAUAAGUUUGUCUAUAUUUUUACUUCACUUCGAUUUGUGGCAUUUUUUUGCGCCAGCUGUCAAGCAUUUUUUAAUUCGGGAAUUUGGGAGGAAAGGAAUUCAAUAUGAGCUGGACUUUGAAUGAGAUUGUGGAUCUUGUUGAUAGGGAAGACUUGGAAUUUUUGAAGUGGAUGGAAUAUUUGAGGGGAUGUUUGUGGUGUGGAUAGGAUGAAAUGAAAUGGCAUAGAACCAUUCUGGUAUUCAUCGCACAUUUGUCUCCACGGUAGCAUGGAACGGUAUAUAGGAACUUCGGCAGCUUGAAUGAAUGAAUAUACAAAAGUUAUUGAGAAUUAA